AUGCCUCCCAAAGCUGGACCGAGGCCUGGAGCCCGCAAAGGCCACCCCAGCCUGACUAUCGCGCAGCUCAAACAGUCCAUGCAGCUUCGCCAACAAGAGGAGGAGCGGCUUAAAAAAGAAGCGGAGGAAAAAGAAGCAAGGCUACGCGAGGAAGAGCGAUUGGCAAAAGAGCAGUUUAAAUUUGAGGAGGAGCAGCGCGCCCGCGAGCGGGAGCGCCGGAAAGAAGAAAUGCGUUUGCUUCGCAAGGAUAAAGCGAGUUCGAAUCAGGGCGUGCUCGAUCGAAUGCGGGCCGCCGGAUUUAUUCUGCCCGAUGUGGACAGAAUUCGAAAGGAGGAGGCCGAUGAGAAGUUGAAGGAGGUUAAGGCGCCCAAGAAGCCGAAACCACAACUGCAGGAUAUGAUAAAGCUGAACGCGGCGGCUCACCCGCCCUCGGAGGAUUCUGAGGAUGAAAUCAGCGAAGGCGAACGAACAGUCCCGACGGACUCGGACGAUGAGCUGAGCGAGGAUGAUUGGGAGGCCAUGGAGGACCGCGAUGAGCGCCGGACCAAACGCCAUCUCAACAACGAGCGAAUUCGCUCCGAGCGCCUCACCCGUCGGGCGGCGCUGGAAAAAGAACGCCAAGCGAAACGGGAUCAAAAUCACGUCCUGGAAAAUGUUAUAAAUCUCCGCUCGCCCAUUUGUUGUGUUCUCGGGCAUGUGGAUACGGGCAAAACGAGCCUGCUCGAUCGGAUUCGCUCCACAAACGUGCAGGGCGGUGAGGCCGGAGGCAUCACGCAGCAAAUCGGUGCCACAUUCUUCCCCCGCGAGGCCCUCGUCGCCGCGACGAAAGAUUUGAAUGAGCGGUAUAAUUACAAACUUAACGUGCCCGGGAUUCUCGUGAUUGACACCCCCGGACAUGAAUCUUUCACCAAUCUGCGAAAUCGCGGCAGCAGCCUCUGCGAUAUCGCAAUCGUCGUGAUCGACCUCAUGCACGGGCUGGAGCAGCAGACUCGUGAAUCCUUUCGCCUGCUUCGCGAGAAAAAAUGCCCUUUUAUUGUCGUGGUGAAUAAAGUCGAUCGAUUAUACGGCUGGGUGGCCAACCCCAACGAGGAUAUCCAGCAAACCCUCGAAAAGCAACCUCGCAAUGUCCGCAUCGAGUUCGAAACGCGCGUCGGGGAGGUCAAAACGCAGCUCGCAAUGGAGGGCUUCAACUCGGAGCUGUACUACAAAAAUACGGACUUCCGCAAGACCGUCUCCAUCGUCCCCACCUCUGCGCACACUGGGGAAGGGAUUUCCGACUUAAUUCUUCUCGAGAUCGAGCUCGUUCAGCAGUUCAUGGAGGCCAAAAUGACCUACAAAGAUGACCUGCAGUGCACGGUGCUGGAGGUGAAGCCGAUCACCGGGUAUGGUUUCACCAUCGACGUCAUUCUCAUCAACGGGGAACUGCACGAGGGAGAUCAAAUAUGCCUUUGCGGGCAAAACCAGCCCAUUUUUUCGCAAAUUCGCUCCCUGCUCACCCCGCAGCCGAUGCGCGAAAUGCGUGUGAAGGCGGAGUACACCCAUCGGAAGAUGGUUAAGGCGGCGAUGGGGGUGAAAAUCGCGGCGAACGACCUCGAGUACGUCGUCCCGGGCACCCCUUUGUUGGUUUACCACCACGAGGACGAGAAGGAAAAGGUCGCCGAGCUCGUCAUGACGGACUCCACCACCAUUCGCAGCCAGCUCAACGAAGAUGGGAUCGGGGUUACCGUGCAGAGCAGCACCCUCGGUGGCCUCGAGGCCCUUCUUUCUUUUUUAAAAGAUAUGAAAAUUCAGGUCGGGCAUGCCGCGAUCGGGCCCAUUCACAAACGACAUCUCAUCCAGGUGCUGUCGAUGAAGCGUCAGGAGCCGCGUUUUGCCGUCGUGCUCGCGUUUGAUGUGGUCGUCUCCGACGAGGCCCGCGAAGUCGCCGCGAAGAAUGAAAUCACAAUCUUCGAGGCCAACGUGAUUUACCACCUCUUCGACAAGUUUACCGAGUAUAUCGAAGGCUACGAGGCGCGGGAGAAGGACCGGCUGCGAAAUAUCGCGGUGUUCCCGGUUCGACUGAAGAUUAUCGACAACGCCAUCCACGCGACCGAUCCGAUUAUUUUGCCGGUGCUGGUCGAGCGAGGGCAGCUUCGCGUCGGAACGCCGCUCUGCGCGUUGAUCGGGGAAAAUGUGGUGCCGAUUGGUAAGGUGAUGAGCAUUGAGCGUGAAAAAAAAACCGUCCCGAUCGGUAAACCUGGAAUGGAGCUUUCAGUGAAGAUUAAUACAGGUGAUUCCGGCGUGACCUUCUCCCGUCAGUUCAACAAAGAUCACGUGAUCGUCUCGAAAAUCACGCGACCCUCUGUGGAUGCCGUGAAGAAGUUCAAGGAUGAGCUGACGGAGGAUGAUGUCAUUCUGCUUGCUACCCUAAUCAAGGUAUUUAAAGUGCCGAAAUAA
Molecule: messenger RNA, 2436 nt
Organism: Phytomonas sp. Hart1
Lineage: Eukaryota; Euglenozoa; Kinetoplastea; Trypanosomatida; Trypanosomatidae
Source: the annotation of a GenBank genome assembly